AUGGCCGGCCCGUCGGGUUGGGGCUCCUCCCGGGAGCAGGACACCAGCUUCGCGAGCAGCGACGGCAAGCCAACUGUGGGGAGGCACUCAGGUGUCGUGGGGCUGAAGAACCUGCACAAUACAUGCUUCAUGAACUCCAGCCUGCAAUGUCUGGCUCACACCCCCCCUUUGGUGCAUCCCUUUGUCUCGGGCAGCUACAGGGAUGACAUCAACACAGCCAACUUGCUGGGCUACAAGGGCGAGGUUGCAGAAGCCUUUGGUGAAGUGAUGGAGGAAGUCUGGCUGGGGAGAGACCACUACUACGCUCCAAGGGGGUUCAAGCAAACUGUGUGCAACAAUACUUUCCUGUUUGAGGAGGGUCGACACCAUGACACGCAAGAGUUCUUGGGCUGGGCACUGGAUGGCCUGCAUGAGGACCUGAACAAGGCUGAGAAGAAGCCGUACAGGAAGUUGGAUGACGAUCCAGAUCGGACAGAUCUGCAUGUUGCCCAAGAAGCGUGGGAGUACUACAGGGACCGCAACACAUCGUUGAUGUCUGAUCACUGCACUGGGAUGUACAAGUGCACAACGACUUGCCUGAACUGCGGUUCAGUGUCUCGUCGCUUUGACCCGGUGAUGACCGUCACCCUUCAGCUGCCCCACCCAGCCACUAGGCAUUUCAUCUUCACUGUGAUCGAGGUGGAUGGAUCCAAGGCCCCCUGCCGGCAUGCAGUGGAGGUGGACUGGGAGGGCUCGGUGGAGGACUUGUACACUGCUGUGUCUGGAGCGCUUGGGGUGGAAGACAGUGACAUGAAUGCUGUCAUUUACAUAGCAGUCGUGCAUGGCCAUGCAGUGCAGAGGACACUGCAGAAGAUGCACGAGUCUCUGGACAGGAUCGGGUGA
Messenger RNA from Ostreobium quekettii, 882 nucleotides. Lineage: Eukaryota; Viridiplantae; Chlorophyta; Ulvophyceae; Bryopsidales; Ostreobiaceae. The record is from the annotation of a GenBank genome assembly.